Penicillium maclennaniae is the source of this 1545-nucleotide messenger RNA. RefSeq names its product Ribosome assembly protein 4. The record is from RefSeq and is a predicted model, not a curated record. Gene Ontology annotation, biological process: ribosomal large subunit assembly. The coding region runs from base 1 to 1545 and encodes 514 amino acids. Gene Ontology annotation, molecular function: protein binding. NCBI's taxonomy places the organism in Eukaryota, Fungi, Ascomycota, Eurotiomycetes, Eurotiales, Aspergillaceae. The transcript is spliced from 3 exons. Gene Ontology annotation, cellular component: nucleolus.
AUGGCCACUCUCGUUCCCCCGCCCAGUAAGCGCCAGAAGGUCGCUGCGGCCGAAAGGGCCAAGGAGCAGCAGGAGCUCUAUAGCAUUCCCUCGGAUCUCGGCAGCGUCCGCGUCCAAUUCUUCGACCAGGCCACCGGAAAUGCCACCGGGCCUGCAGUUUCGGUCCCAGUGGCCGAUGCUAACACUAAGAACCUUGAAACUCUUUUGAAUACGUUACAAGGCAACGACGACGAUGACCGGGUUCCGUAUCGCUUCACCUACCAGUCCGACAAGGGCGAUCAGACAAUCGAUAUUCUCGCAGACCUCUACCACUCGCUUCUUCAGCCUGGCAUCAAGACUACCGAGGAUACAGUCUCCCUAUUCUUCACUCCGCAGGCAGUAUUCCGAGUCAAGGCGGUCUCACGCUGCGCAGCCUCCAUUGCGGGCCACGGCGAGGCUAUUCUCGCAACUUCUUUCUCCCCGAUCAACUCAUCCACAAUGGUUUCUGGAAGUGGUGACUCCACCGCGCGGAUCUGGGACUGCGAUACCGGUACCCCGUUGCAUACAUUGAAGGGACAUACUAGCUGGGUGCUGGCCGUGGCCUACUCGCCCAAUGGUGCGAUGAUCGCGACCGGUAGCAUGGAUAACUCAGUACGAGUUUGGGAUGCGAAGAAGGGUGUUGCGCUCGGCGGUCCUCUCAAGGGCCAUGCGAAGUGGAUCACCAAUCUGGCCUGGGAGCCAUACCAUCUUCAGGAACCUGGAUGUCCCCGUAUCGCCUCGUCGUCUAAGGACUCGACUGUGCGUGUGUGGGAUGUGGUGUCGAAGCGUAUCGAGCAUGUGCUCACUGGACACAAAGGAUCCGUGACGUGUGUGAAGUGGGGUGGUACCGGUCAGAUCUAUACGGCGUCGCACGACAAGACCAUUAAGAUCUGGAACCCGAAAGACGGCACGCUCAUUCAGACUCUCGCAUCGCACGCCCACCGCGUCAACCAUCUUGCGCUGUCUACGGACUUUGCCUUGCGCACUGCCUACCAUGAUCACACUGGUAAGGUCCCCUCAACCGACGCCGAGAAGAUUGCUGCCGCCAAGAAACGCUACGAAGAUGCCGCGACCGUGAACAAGAAGAUUGUUGAGCGCCUGGUGUCUGCCAGUGACGACUUUACCAUGUACCUGUGGGAGCCAUCGAGCUCUAACAAGCCUGUUGCUCGCCUGUUGGGUCACCAGAAGGAGGUCAACCACGUCACCUUCUCUCCCGAUAUGACAUACAUUGCCUCGGCCGGUUUCGACAAUCAUGUCAAGCUGUGGAAUGGACGUGACGGAAAGUUCAUCACCACCUUCCGCGGCCAUGUCGGCGCUGUCUAUCAGUGCAGCUUCUCUGCCGACUCGCGUCUGCUUGUCUCGGCCUCCAAAGACACCACUCUCAAGGUCUGGGAUGUGCGCACGGGUAAGCUGUCGACAGAUCUCCCGGGCCACAAAGACGAGGUAUUUGCCGUCGACUGGAGCCCCGAUGGACAGAAGGUCGGCAGUGGAGGCAAGGACAAGGCGAUUCGGAUCUGGAGAAACUGA